This is a messenger RNA of Exserohilum turcica Et28A, 3120 nucleotides long. RefSeq lists its product as uncharacterized. The coding region runs from base 1 to 3120 and encodes 1039 amino acids. The transcript has 4 exons. The record is from RefSeq and is a predicted model, not a curated record. Lineage: Eukaryota; Fungi; Ascomycota; Dothideomycetes; Pleosporales; Pleosporaceae.
AUGUCACUGGGGCUGGGGUUGGGCUGUGGCUGGCGUACCCCGGGUGCGGGUUGUUUUUGCCCAACCGUGCCCCGUCAACGGGCUGGCGACAGGAACAGGAAGCAACAAGCCGCUGUUGCGCCCGUCAUGGUCACGGCCAUGGCAGGUGCAGUGGCAGGUGCAGUGGCAGGUGCAGUGGCAGGUGCAGUGGCAGGUGCAGUGGCAGGUGCAGUGGCAGGUGCAGUGGCAGGUGCAGUGGCAGACAUACCCACCAUCAUGGAGCCGUCUCGGGCCAGCACCGACGACCAUGUCGCAAGAAACGGCUCCAUUGCCUCGCAGGCCGAGACGGUUCCCUUGAUGCUCGACGAAAAGGCACUCGGCCACACAAUCGCGCCCGAAAUCUCUCACGUCACGGUCGAGACGCUCAGCGAGGGUCCCGACACGCCAGAAGACACGCAUCUGCCCGACCUGCAGGCCUCGCUCACCGGCUACGACUCGCUAUUCGAGGGCGGCCCGGAGCCGAGAAGCUCGUCGCAGACGACGCGCCCAGACUACAACGAGCUGUACGAGCACUACUAUGCACAGUACACCAAGCCCAAGGUCAAACUGGGCCCGCGCCCGCGACAGUCGCUCGAGGGCAAGAGGCCCUCCACGUCAGGCAACACGUCACAAGACAUGGCAAGACAGGUCUCAUCACUCCCGGCAGGCCUGCGCGCAGUAGCGCGAAAGGCGGCCCAGAAGAAGGAGUCCAAGACGUCGUCGUCGUCGUCGGGCCCUGUUCCUGCCAUUACCGUUCCCCCGCCCUCCGAGUUGCCCCUGAUGCCUGAGAUGCCGCAUUCUCCCGUGUCGUCGCUAUACGCCCCACGCUCGCCCGUGAGCGUCAAGUCAAUGCCCGUCUCUGCGUACAAGACCCACCUCCGCGCCACGGGAACCACACAGGAGCGGACGAGGCUGAUGAAGGCCCUGGAACUGCGCAAGAAGCAGCAACAGGCGCAGCAGGCCAAAAAGGACAUGGCAGAUCAAGAGCCGACGGUACGAGACUCGACAGUGUCUGCCGAGACGACUCCCACGGCCCAUCAUCACCAAGAGGAGCCCGACGCGAGCAAGGAGACGUUGCUGGGUGAUGACUUGGCCAUGUCCCAACGCGCAAGCACUUCUGGACUGACCUUUGCGGACAAUCCUACCGAGACGGACGAUUUACACUCGACCGUCUCGAUAUCAUCACCCAUCUCCGCCCAAACCCACGGUUCGUCGGGCGCACCAUCAACGCGGCCGUCGUCCCUGUCCGAAGACGAGACCGGACUAGAAGCCCCACAAAAGUGCCAGGGUGCCCAAGAGUCCCAAGCUCCUGAUCUCCUAGACGAGGAAGAAUCCAUCACUAGUACACCCACCGUGGUCGCCGAAAGCACCACUUCCUCUCCGCCCCCCGACGCGCCAGACGAACACAUCCCACGCCCAGAAAUUACCGAGCGGCCGCCCUCGCUUGACGAUGCAGACAGCAGCCGGCGGGACACCCUGAGGCCAGCCGACGACGACGACGACAACGACGACCACAGCAGCAGCACGCGGCGCCGCUCGAAUCGAGAGUCGACCAUAUACAUGCCCUCAGAUGAGGCUUUCCCGUCACAACAGGCACCGGCUACAAAGCGCAACCGAGAAUCUAUGCUCAUGCCCUCUGGGUCGGGCGAGGGCUGGCUUGAAUCCAAGGGGAAGCGCCGGGCACUCCUCGACCCACUCCACGUCAGUGCGGAAAACUCCGAGACCGAAUACCUGUCCGACGACUCCUUCAUGGAGGAACUACAGAGCGCCACGGUACACGAAGCCAAACCAAUUUCAGUGUCCAAGUCGCCCAUAGUACCCUUCUUCCCACGCAAGUCGCCUUCGCAAGCCGAGGUGUCGACGCCCCCCCGAUCAGCAUCCUCCAACUACCCUGGUCUCUCGCGACCCUCCCCCGAGCAGCCUGCUGCACGCAAGGUGUCUGGCGGCUGGCCUCCUCCGCCAAAGUCGGACACGGCCGCCCCCAAGAAGAUUAAUGUUUCGUCGGGCAUCUCGCAACGAAUAAAGGCGCUGGCAGAGAAGACGAAUAGGGAGUCGACUUCGCAAGGGAAUGCCGCUGCGGCUACGCUGAGCGCGCCCAGUUCGUCGGUUGCCCAACGCAAGUCUUCCUUCUUUGCCUCGUCACCCCUUGACACGUCGCUGGGUGGGCUGUCUGCCUCGCGCCAUGGAAGCACCUUGGUGCGGCCGUCGUCUUCGGCGUCCAUGGUCGAUAGGAGACCGACAGGCCCCAUCAAGUCGACGGUUUACAAUGUCCAGCAGGCUCCCGAGAAGCCAGAGUCUGUCCAGGUCACUGCGCGAAUUGUUCGUGACGAGCGAAGCAUGAACCCCAGCCUGACCAUGCCGACGGAGAACACGCCGCUGGAACUCCACCAGAGCCCUCUGAUCAUUGAUCACCAAAAGGCCACCCCCCCACCCAAGAGCCCUACGCCCAGCAAGCAAGACCCGCCCUCUUCUCGCGACACGUCGUCGUCGCAUUCGCGCGAGCAAAGUCUGGCGCCCUCGCGGACGUCGUCGGAGAGCACAUGGAGGGCGUUUGGCCGCCGCAUGAGCGAGUCCAAGUCGUCGGUACACAGCCACGACGGCGAAGAGAAGAAGGAAGAGAAGAAGGAAAAGAAGGAGUCGCGCACGACCAAGAUGUUCAAGCGCAUGUCUUCGUCCAUGUCGUCAAUGCCCUGGAAGAGCUCGAGCAGCAGCUUGACGACGGACAACAACAUGCAGUCUACGUCGCUGGCAUCGCUGCGGGAGCCACCGCCUCCCAUGCACGUUGGAGAUUUGAACGUGCAGUUCCCCGACACGCUGCUGUGGAAGCGAAGAUGGGUCGAGAUUGAUGCCCUCGGCAAUCUCGUGCUCAGCCCGUCCAAGCACAACGAAAAGGGCGUGGUGAAGCGCUUCCACCUCAGCGACUUCCGCACCCCCUAUCCGCCCGACCAGGACCGACAAGAACUCCCCAACAGCGUGGUGCUUGAUUUCAUCGAUGGGCGCACGCUGCAAUGCGCUUGUGAGACACACAUGGGGCAAGCUCAGGUUCUACAGAUCCUCCGCGAAGCACACGACGCGUGGCUGGCAUACAACCAGGCCAUGUAG